Messenger RNA from Emericellopsis cladophorae, 1020 nucleotides. Its product is annotated as rhamnogalacturonate lyase C. The transcript has a single exon. Lineage: Eukaryota; Fungi; Ascomycota; Sordariomycetes; Hypocreales; Bionectriaceae. The record is from RefSeq and is a predicted model, not a curated record. The coding region runs from base 1 to 1020 and encodes 339 amino acids. Gene Ontology annotation, molecular function: hydrolase activity.
AUGGAUUCCUCCAAAAUCAAAACACGGAUCGUCAUUCUCUCGGACACUCAUGGGGCCAAACCCAAGCCUAGGACAGCCCAGGAUCCCGACUCAGAUACAGAGUUGUCCCAAAAUUACCGAAUUGUCAUGCGGCUACCCACUGGAUUCCGACAUCCACUCCCAGAGGCCGACGUUCUCAUUCACUGUGGCGAUCUCACCAAGAGAUCACGAGCAGAGGAGUUCGAGGCGACCUUCUCGAUGUUGCGGGAAGCGCCAGCGAAGCUCAAACUAGUCAUUGCCGGAAACCACGACGGGGCACUGGACGCAAAGUUCUGGGACCAGUACGCAGAUGAGCAACCUAAGGAACCGGGAGACGAGACCACGUCCCGGAAGGCCUGGAGGAUCAUCAAGGAAGCAGAGCAGGAUAGUGUACGUUUUCUCGACGAAGGCACACACAACUUUGCGUUGGACAAUGGCGCAGUCCUUCGGAUCUAUGCUUCACCAUGGACUCCUGAAUAUGGACUCUGGGGGUUCCAGUAUGAUGUUGACGAGGGCCACAGCUUCAAGAUUCCGCAAGAUAUAGACGUAGCGAUGACACACGGGCCGGCCGAGGGGAUUCUGGACCUGACCAGGGGUCACGAUCAUGCCGGAUGUCCGUUUCUUCUCAGUGCAUUACAGAAAGCGAAGCCACGGAUUCAUUGUUUUGGGCACAUUCAUGAGGCUUGGGGUGCAUAUCUGGCCAAGUGGGGGAAGCUAGCCGCCGAGGGUGUCGACGAGGCUGCCUCCCGGACUAUCAUGGACCUGGAUGACUUCUGGCCCGUGAUGGCGGAUGACGACGAGGGGUACGCAUCAAGGGUUCAGAUGCUGAAGAAGAUUAGGAAAGAAGGCGGCAUCGGAAUUGACCUCACAGCACUUGAGGCGUCUGGUGCCGGGAAGGACCAGACAUUGUUCUUGAACGCAGCAGUAAUGAAUUUGGGGUACAGGCCUGCGCAAAGCCCCUGGAUCGUGGACAUUGAUCUGCCACAGAAGGAAUCGGGAUAG